Molecule: messenger RNA, 1599 nt
Organism: Danaus plexippus (monarch butterfly)
Lineage: Eukaryota; Metazoa; Arthropoda; Insecta; Lepidoptera; Nymphalidae
Exons: 5
Coding region: 755-1225 (156 amino acids)
Source: RefSeq, a predicted model, not a curated record
AGUAGACCGAUGAAGUCUAGUGAUAUAUAAGACACAAAUUAAAUAAUUAAUUUUAGCGCACGCAAGCACGCACGCAGGCACGCUCAUGCACACGCAUACACACACUCACCCACGCAAGUACGCACGCAUGCACGCACACACUGUCAAACAUCAAAGUCAAACUUCUUACACUCCUCUUUUUAGGUCGGAUGUUAAUGAGAAUUCAUUUAACAAAAGUGGUAUAAUACUGAAAUGAACAAAUGAAAUAGAACAGCAAAAGAAUUGAUUAUAUAGAGAUAAAUACAGAAAACAUUUUUAAGCAAACCUAAAUGUGUUAAAAUGUUUCGGUGAGAACAUCACGCAUUUCUUACGUGUAUCGAACAAUUUGUUCUUGAUGUUAAUGUUUGCAACACAAUUUCACUACAUAUUAUUAUACAACAGUAUCGUUAACGCAUUAAUUAUUAUUUAUGUUGCCACAAUAGUGACGUGGCUGAUGGUUGGCAUAACGUUCAUUUUUAGGUUUUUAUUGUAAAGCAGUUCUUACAGACAUUCGUUUCUAAUAAACAACAUAAAUCUCUACCGUUGAUUGUAAAAUCAUAGCGAACUCGGAUUUUUCCAUUUAAUUAAAAAGAUCCAAUACGAUUUUUAUUGUUAUUGUUACAUGACGUUGUCUAAACAGUUCUCUAGAUGUUAAAGUGAAACCGAUGUUUUUUCUUGUUCAUGUAUUUCCUGAAACAGUUUACUGUCAUCAUUAAGUACUGUCACUGUAAUUUCAAUGAAUUUAUUGUUGAUUGUAUUUAUAAUCCAAAUCACUACUUUGCAAGUUCAUUCUCAACAACAGCAGUAUCCUGAGAUGAAGGAUCCUUUCUACCUCGGUCCAAAGCGUUCAAAACAUUACAACCCUAACUAUGGGUUCGAGCCGUACUGGAUGGGUGGCAGCUGGGUGUUUGACAGGUUAGACAAAACUACCGCCAAACCCACGAACAGCAUCUGCGGUAAUCAGUGUCCUGAAAUGUAUAUAUUGUUUGGGACGGUAUGCGCUAGAAAUGUACUAUAUGAAAGGAAACAAUUUAAAAACUACUGCGAUCUUCUUAACGAAGACUGCACGGGAAGGUCCAAAUGGAUGAUCAUGUACCGAGGCGAGUGUCGAGAUCUUGCAACUUAUCCCACCGGACAUAUAAGCAUAUUAACUCGAGUCUAUACGUAUGAGUCGAGGUUUUAUGCAAUUAAUUCGAUUAAAUACUAAUUUAUUAUACCACUAAGUCAUAUAUUUGAAGAGACAGAAGAUCGGGAAGAAUCAUUGCUGCAAGAUGCCUCACUAAUAAUAAAUAUUUAAUGUUUAACGUUAUUUAAAUUACAAAUACACAAUAUGCUUAGUCUAAGCUUUUCGUGGUCACUCAUACGAAGCUUUAACAGUUUUUGAUGAGAAAAGCCUAGGAUAUUUAGUACUAAGGUAUCUAUGUAAUAGAAUGAAGAAACUGGCAACACUUCGUAGAGUGAUGACACAAACUCAAUAACCAUAAGGAUAUAAUUCUGUUAAUGUAGCCAACUUAGUAAAAUAAAGUACGAAUCUUAUUUUCUAUAUACGAGUUUGUAUUAUAUUAUAUAUUUUUAAACAAU